This is a messenger RNA of Salvia splendens (bonfire salvia), 945 nucleotides long. Its product is annotated as F-box protein CPR1-like. The record is from RefSeq and is a predicted model, not a curated record. The transcript has a single exon. NCBI's taxonomy places the organism in Eukaryota, Viridiplantae, Streptophyta, Magnoliopsida, Lamiales, Lamiaceae. Bases 1 to 945 code for a protein of 314 amino acids.
AUGAACUUAUCUCGUUGCAAGAUAUUCGAAAUCGAAGACAAAGACGAAGCCGAUUUGGAGAGCCACGAUCUUCACUACGUUCCGCUCACGGAUUUCGAUAUCCCUCACGGAAGCAGAAAAAUGAGAGUUACCGCUGCUGAUGGCUUGCUUCUUCUAUACUCGUAUAUCGAUGAUCCUGAAACUCUUCACGUAUGCAAUCCUCUCACUCGUGAAUAUAUCGUGCUCUGCAGGCCUAAGGAUAACACCUUAUUUGAUUGUAUGUUUGCUUUUUGUGUGAGCAAAAUAAGUGGGCAGUAUAAGGUGGUCUGUAUCGGUCGGACCUUCUAUGAAUCCGACUAUUUUCUAGUAUACACCCUCGGAACAGGAAUAUGGAGGCCCGUUGAAACCAGCGCUGCUUAUGCUUUCAUAUUAUAUCAUUAUGGACACGUAGGAUAUAAUGGAAACCUCCAUUAUAUUGUAACUGAUUUAGUUCAACACUCCUUUCAGCUGUGUGGUUUCGAUGCAGAAACAGAAUGUUUUAGCAUCUUCUCUCCUCCUCCAGCUAUAGCUCUUCCUAUAGAUGGAGAUGUGGGGUUUUAUUUUGAAAUGACUGUUUUUAGGGACUGUCUGUGUAUUUGUUACAUACAGGACUGUGAAAUCAUCAUCUGGUUGAUGAAAGAAUACCGAGUUGAGGAAUCUUGGACCAAGUUGAGUACUAUUGGUUUUGAUUUUGAUUUUGGCCAGGUUGUAAAUUUUGUUCAUCCUAUCAAAGUUUUCAAAGAUGGCGACAUUUUGAUGUUGUUGAACGGAUAUCGGUUCAUCUUCUACUCCAACAAGACAAAAACUAUUCAACGAGUAGGUAUGUUUAAUGAUGCAAAUGCAGGGUAUUUCUUUAGUGAAAUGAUUUUCACUCCUAGCCUUUUCUCACUAAAGAGUUUCGAAUCCGAGAAUGUUUUCUCAUUCUAA